Drosophila ficusphila is the source of this 996-nucleotide messenger RNA. RefSeq lists its product as uncharacterized. The coding region runs from base 18 to 701 and encodes 227 amino acids. The transcript has a single exon. NCBI's taxonomy places the organism in Eukaryota, Metazoa, Arthropoda, Insecta, Diptera, Drosophilidae. The record is from RefSeq and is a predicted model, not a curated record.
GCAGUGAGAAGAGCGCGAUGGAUGGCAAAAGGUUGCAACUGGUGGCACUCCUGGUGGCACUGUUUCUGGCCGGGAUUUCGGCCAGGCCGAAAGCGGACAAUCCGCUGGAGAGCUUGGGCAUGAGCGCCAUGAAUCUGGCCGGGAACCUGGCGGAGGCAAUUCAAAGUGGCGGAGCUCUGACCCGCGAUCUCAAUCUGGACAAUCCACUGAUGUCGGUGCACUCGAAAACCGCCCUGGGUUACGGCGAUGCAAUGCGUCCGCCUUCGGGAGCUGAUUCCUCCGAAGAGGAUCGCAGGCGCAAGAGGAGGAGGAGGAGAAGGAGGAGUGGGAGGAGUGGAAGGAGCCUCCAUCGCCACAGGAGAGCUCCGUGUUUUUGGAAGAUGGGCGGUGCUGCCACCACAGCUGCCACCGGAGGCGAUGAUGAAGUGGAGGCCAGAAGGAGACGGGCUCAGAAGCGGGCAACCAACAAUGCCUCGCGAUCCCGAGUGAGUCCCAAGACCAGUGGCAAGAAGUCCUUGCAACGACGGAGGCGCCGCCAAGCGCCAACGGAUACGGAAAUCAUGCAGAACUCGAACGGAAAGGAUCCCCUGGGACUCGGGGACAGGAUCAAGGGAAUGUGGCUCGCCUUCGUGGACAAUGUCUCCGAAGUGGUGCAGCAGGUGCGCCAGAAGAUCUCCGAUUCGGCCACUCAAACGGGUUGAAGGCUACCCCGAUUCCCUGACUUCCCCAAAUUCCCCAACCUCUGUGUAUUUUUUUUUGGUUGUUUAUAAGUGCAAUAAAAGUAAAUGCAAAAAAAAAAAAAUACUUAUUAAACUCAUUUAAAACAUACUUUAAAUUAAGUAUCUACCUUAAAUGAAUAAAUUAAAUUUACCAAUUUUCAAGCCUUGAAAUUAUUAAUACUGUGUUUUAUGUGAUUGUUCCAAUUGGUUGUAUACUGCCUAUCAAAAAAAGAAAUUAUAAAUUAUAACCUAAUAGAAAACAUUGAUCUGAACUAAA